AUGUAGAGUUUAUUUGGCUUUUUCAUUCUGUCCCCUAUAAGCCCCAUAACCCGUUGAAAAUAUAUUUUGAAAUUUUCCAAAAUGUCCUUCGAUCAAAAGGAGAUCUUCAGCUUGAUGUACAAGCUGGCCCGGCUUAUAGUGCCGGAUACGCGGGUUGAAUACGAUUCGAUGGGUGCAAUGCACAUUCCCCUUGAUCGAAUGUACGGUCCGCAGACCCUGCGAUCCCUGAUCAAGUUUCCCAUUGGCGGAGUCGAGGAACGCAUGCCUCGACCCUUAAUAAAAGCCAUGGGAAUUGUGAAGAAAGCGGCUGCGGAGGCGAAUAAAAAUUGUCUUGAGGAGAAAUUGUGCGAUGCCAUUUCGAAGGCCUGCGAUGAUGUGAUAUCCGGAAAACUCUACGAAGAAGAGCAUUUCCCGUUGGUUAUCUGGCAAGAUGGCUGUGGCGAGCACACUAACAUGAACAUAAACGAGGUGAUUUGCAACCGGGCCAUCGAGAUCCUGGGCGGUCAGGUGGGCACCAAGGAUCCAGUGGACCCAGAUGAGCAUGUCAACCUGUCGCAGUGCUCCCAUGACACCUUCACCACAGCGGCCCGAAUUGCCGUGGCCAUGCAGUUGCAGGAGAAGAUGUAUCCCAGCCUAAGGACGUUUAUCGAUCUGCUGGCCAAGAAGUCCAGCGACUGGAGGGAUGUGAUUAAAAUCGGUAGAACCCACCUGAUGGACGCAGUGCCUCUGUCGCUGGGUCAAGAAUUCAGUGGCUAUCAGCAGCAGCUGGUGAAUGGUAGAACUCGUUUGGACUCGGCCCUUUGCAGGCUGUACGAGUUGCCCAUGGGAGGUUCCAUGGUGGGAACCAAAGAGAACACCACACAGGGGUUUUCCGAGCAGUGCAUCAAGCGGAUUGCCGAUCUUACAUUCCUACCCUUUGUGGAGUCCCCGAAUUUCUUUGAAUCCAUGUCCGCCUGCGAUGCAUUGGUCGAGUUGCAUGGCGAACUCAACACCAUAGCGGCGAGUUUGAUGAAGAUAGCCAAUGAUAUUCGCUUGCUGGGAUCGGGUCCGCGUAGUGGUUUCGCUGAACUAAAUCUCCCGGAGAUCGAACCAGGGUGUGCGAUCAUGCCCGGCGUAGUGAAAGCAUCGCAGUGUGAGGCUCUGACCAUGAUCUGCGCCCAGGUGAUGGGCAACCAAGUGGCCGUUUCGAUGGGCGCUUCCAGUGGACACUUUCAACUCAAUACUUUCGUGCCGAUGAUCGCCUCGAAUGUCCUGCGCUCCAUCACCCUGCUGGGCGAUGGCAUGAAGUCCUUCUGCAUCCACUGCCUGGAGGGCCUCGAACCGAACAAGAGCAGGAUCGAGACCAUCAUGAAGGACUCCCUGAUGCUGGUCACGGCCCUCAGUCCCCACAUCGGAUACGAGCGAUCGGCUGGGAUCGCCAUCGCUGCGCACCAGAAUGGCACCACCUUGAAGCAGGAGGCCCUCAGGGCGGGCAUCAAAAUGGAGGACUUCCAGGAGUGGGUGCAGCCCAGCAAGAUGUUGGGACCCGAUAAUUGAACGGGACACACGAAAUGAUCUUAUUCCACUAUAUGUCGGUUAAAUUAUUAGCGCAUUUUUAAGUUAUUAAAGCAAUUCUUAAAUCCUUUAUGUAAAAAGUAAUAAAUGUGCUUAAUACUAUAA
Drosophila elegans is the source of this 1659-nucleotide messenger RNA. Its product is annotated as probable fumarate hydratase, mitochondrial. The transcript has 2 exons. The coding region runs from base 82 to 1536 and encodes 484 amino acids. Gene Ontology annotation, biological process: fumarate metabolic process; tricarboxylic acid cycle; malate metabolic process. NCBI's taxonomy places the organism in Eukaryota, Metazoa, Arthropoda, Insecta, Diptera, Drosophilidae. Gene Ontology annotation, molecular function: fumarate hydratase activity. The record is from RefSeq and is a predicted model, not a curated record. Gene Ontology annotation, cellular component: tricarboxylic acid cycle heteromeric enzyme complex; mitochondrion.